AUGGGGGUUCUCCAAAGAACAUCGGCCAAGUUUAACGCAUCACCUACCGGUUUGCCAGUCGCACCCAGCAAGGCCUCCAUGCUCAUGCAUUCGGGAUUUCCCAAAGCCAGCUACUCAUAUUUUAAUGACGCUUUUGGCGCUAGAUUCCGCCUUGGAGCAGAAUCUCCAAACAUAGCAACUCGAACAUUCUCGUCGUGCUUCCUAUGGCACUCUCACCUCAAUUCCGAAGAUCCUCAAUACCGCACUCCUGUUCUUCAUCACGAGAAAGCGGAUGAGCGCCCUGCCCAAGAGAAAUGUAACCAUUGGAAGCUAGCUGGAAGUGGCGCUCCAACCCGAGAAGAAGGUGUAGUCGAGAUUUCACUGCUCUGUUUCAGUAACGAGCUCAUUGAUAAGAAGUGCACCCUGCCGAUUCUUCAACGCUCUCAAGCCAGACUUAGCUCUGUUGAGAAGUCAGGAUACACAGUUGUGAUUUGCCGUCUUGUUGAGGAAUAUGAGACUGCUCGUAAGUGGAUAAAUCAGUAUGGACGACUGCUCAUCCCGAUCUAA
Messenger RNA from Fusarium redolens, 546 nucleotides. RefSeq lists its product as uncharacterized. The transcript is spliced from 2 exons. Bases 1 to 546 code for a protein of 181 amino acids. Lineage: Eukaryota; Fungi; Ascomycota; Sordariomycetes; Hypocreales; Nectriaceae. The record is from RefSeq and is a predicted model, not a curated record.